AUGUCGUCGACCAUGGUGACUUCACUGGACAACAUGCAACGCUAUACAAUAAAACAUCAACAUUACAAUUCUGACUUUCCACCCGAUAUCCUUGAUUAUCCCACCAGCACGGAUAUAGUGAUGCAAGAGGGGGCGAAUGUAACGCUGAAAUGUGCAGCAGUUGGUUCACCAACACCUACCAUAACAUGGCGACGUGAAGGAGGCGAACCCAUACCACUACAUAACAAUACCGAAGGUGAGCACUUUGCAUCCGAAACUUUUGAAAGUGGCUACAAAAUAACUAUGCGAUUAACCAUAAAGGAUGUUGACACAUCAGACUUCGGUUYUUACCGUUGUGUGGCGAAAAAUUCUCUUGGUGAUACGGAUGGCACAAUUAAACUCUAUC
Bactrocera latifrons is the source of this 385-nucleotide messenger RNA. RefSeq names its product lachesin-like. NCBI's taxonomy places the organism in Eukaryota, Metazoa, Arthropoda, Insecta, Diptera, Tephritidae. The record is from RefSeq and is a predicted model, not a curated record. The transcript has 3 exons. Gene Ontology annotation, cellular component: neuron projection. The annotation marks the transcript as partial.